AUGCAGGGGAUGAAGCCAUGGGAGCUGGGCGGCUCCAGCUGUUGGGAGGCUGGCCUGCAUCCCGUGCUUUGCUGUUUGGGCGCCCUUUGGGAGGUGCCACAGGAGAAAAUUGAUUUGUGCUGGACAGAUGGGCGGAGCUUUGAAAGCUGUUGCCUCACGGAACGGAUGCUGCACACAAUGGAGAUUCGCAGUUGGAAGUACGAGUUACCCACUUGUGGAUGCCAUGUGAGCGACCUCCGUAUGAAGCAUGCUUUUUGCCAGCUACAAGAUAUGUUAAAGCCAUUAGACCACCCGCAUUGCCUGGCGCAACUCGGCGUACAUCCUGGAUCUUACCACAGAAUUUGCGCGUAA
This is a messenger RNA of Durusdinium trenchii, 351 nucleotides long. The record is from the annotation of a GenBank genome assembly. NCBI's taxonomy places the organism in Eukaryota, Dinophyceae, Suessiales, Symbiodiniaceae.